AUGCGGUUUAAUGUUUUUGAGUGGUUAACAUUAUUCCACAUUUUGAGAUUUAGCCAUGGUUUUUUGUUACCUAGUUUUAUGGAUUCCGAUACUGGUAAACAUUUAUACGAAUUUUUGGAAAGCCACGAUUGGGUUUACGAAAACCAUACCGUGGUCACUCCUGACGGAUAUCACAUAAAUGCGAUAAGAUUACCACGUGCACGAGGCGAAAUUCCAAGCAACAAACAAAAACCUUGUGUUUUGCUUGUUCACGGAUAUGCUAGCCAACCUCAACUUUUUAUGGUACAAUUGAAUGAUUCCAUCGCAAUGAUGUUAGUGGAAGCAGGGUUCGAUGUUUGGAUUAUGGCAUCAAGGGGUUGCGUUUACAGCUUAAAACAUGAGUUUUUGACUUCAAAAGAUGCAAAAUACUGGGAUUUUAGUUUCCAUGAAAUCGCUUAUUACGAUAUCCCCGCUUACAUGGACCAUAUUAGAAAUGUAACAGGUAAUGAAAAAUUAUCCUUCAUUGGUCACUCAAUGGGAGGAUUAAUUUUUCUCGCAUUUGCUACAAUUCGUCCUGAAUAUCUAAAAAGAAUAGAUUCGGCACACGCCUGGGCACCCGUAGUUUAUAAGAAGUAUGCCCGAACAACGAUAGAUCCAAAACCUUGGAGAGAAGUAAGGGACGAGCAUAUCCUCAAAGGAAAGAAAAAUGUGGCGAAUGAAUUUAGUCAACUCAGAAUGUGGCUGUCAAUUAUGUUUUGUCACGAAAAGUCGCCAUUCUUAGACAAAUGUGUAGCUCUUCAGGAUGACUUUGGACCUGACCGUAGUCAAAUAGAUAAGUCUAAACUUAUUGUAUAUAUGACAAACGAUCCAUCUGGAAGCUCCUUCAAAACCUACUUACAUAUGCUUCAAUCGCACCAGGCAGAAAGAUUUCAAUUCUAUGACUACGAUUUCUUCAAAAAUUUGAUAGUGUAUGGUCAGUUCAAACCUCCGCUCUAUAAUUUAAGAUCGAUAUCUGGCGAAGUACCAAUUAUCAUUAGCUAUGGAAUCAAUGACUAUUUUGCAGGACCAGAGGAUUUCGAACGAUUGAUAGCUGAAACACCUGGUGCAGUAGGACACAUAGUUCCUUGGCCCUUUUUUAAUCAUAUCGACUUCGUAUAUGCCAAAGAUGCAAAGAAACUUCUGUAUAAUGACUGUAUCCGCAUGUUGAAAAUGUAUGCUACAGUGACCGAAGCCUGA
This is a messenger RNA of Ceutorhynchus assimilis (cabbage seed weevil), 1215 nucleotides long. Lineage: Eukaryota; Metazoa; Arthropoda; Insecta; Coleoptera; Curculionidae. The record is from the annotation of a GenBank genome assembly.